AUGGCCCGCGGCGGUGCAACAGCCCCCUCUUACCGGGACGAUCAAGACGACAGUCAGCCCAAGGGAGACAAAGCCCCCAAGCGACGAUGUGUGCAGUCUGCCUGUGUUCCUUGCCGCAGGCGCAAGUCUAAAUGUGACGGCGGCACGCCCGUCUGCGCAACGUGUACAGCCGUCUAUAAGACACCAUGUCACUACGAUGCUGAGGCCGAAAGUCGCCGCUCCAAGUCCGGCCCUUCAAACCCAUCCACGGCAGGCACGAAACGCGAAGCGUCCGAUGUCACCGCUUCCCUUUCCUCUUCUCAAAACGCUUUCACCGCCGAGUUCAUCCUCAACUACCUCAGAAAGCUCCCAGAGGAGCACGUACAAGACUUUGUCGAGCACCUCCGCAAAGACCCCAACGCUGAGAUUGCCACCCUUGCGGAAACAUGGCACAAGGCCGUGACGCUCCAUCCAAGCACGCCCCUCGAGCACCCCAGCCUGGAAUCUGACCUGAGUCUGCUGCUUGGGAAACCGGCAGUGACUCUGACAGGCGAGAGUCGCCAUUUUGGCCAUUCAGCCAGCCUUGGCCUGGUACCUGAGGAUGAAAACUUCGUUGGCGGGCGAGCACGCACCGAUAACGCACUGACAGGGCGACAGGGGACGACGUGGACGAAUGUGACCAACGAUAUCCAAUUUGUCCAGCAACUGCUCAACUUGUACUUCACGUGGAGCCACUCAUUUUAUGUGCUCUUCAGCCGCGAGUGCUUCUACAAAGACUUCGAGUCUGGACGCGAGAAAUACUGCUCUCCACUUUUGGUCAACGCAAUAUGCGCUUACGCCUGUCACUGGACCGAUGACCCAGUCGGGCGGACAAAUCCAGCAGACUUCCGUACCGCAGGCGACCACUUCUUCACUGAAGCGAGACGGCUACUUUACGAGGAUUACGAGGCCCCGAGCCUCACGACCACACAGGCUUUGUGUAUCAUGGCCAUGCGCGAACCAAGCGCGGGGAGAGACAGCACGGGUUUCGGGUACAUGGGAAGAUGCAUUCGCAUGUGUGUGGAACUCGGCCUGCACCUGAAUCACAAUACAAGUCCUGUACUAAAUCUGACGCCGAGCGAAGUCGAAGUCAGAAAAGUCACGUUUUGGGGCUGCUUCACGGUAGACACUGUGUACUCUGUCUGUAUUGGGCGCAUCUCACAACUCCCUCGAGCCGCGAUAACUCUGGAUAGGCCACUUUUGGAUGAGUCGACGAGCCUUCCGGAAACCGCAAUGGGAGCAUCGCGUAUGCCCCCUCAGGGCAUUACCUCGGGAAUGUUCCUGCAUGAAUUUGCGACACUCUCCGAGUUGAUCAACGAUAACAACUUCAUGUAUUUUGCACCGCGGGAACGCCUUACCAGUACUAAGCUGCAGAAUUGUUACGAGCGAUACCAGGCAUGGUACAAGCAGUUGCCACCAGCGCUGAUUUUGGAGGGUAAAGAACGGCCCGAGCCUCAUGUCUUGGUACUACACAGUAUGCUCUACUUUACAAUAAUAGUGCACCUAUUUCGUCCAUUACUCAAGGUCAACCUGAUACAUUCCGAAGUUAGACCCCGCGAUAUCUGCAUCGACGCAGCCAACACCGUCUCGAGAAUUGUCACAAUAUAUCGCUCACUUUACGACUUUCGUUUCGCUCAUCUUCCAAUACCCCAUGUUCUAUUGUCCGUUUGCAUUGUACACCUGCUAUACUCCAAGGACAACAAGAUAUCGAGACAGAAUCUUGUGGACGGGUUACAAGGUCUGGAGGAUUUACACAAGUGUCACUACUUUGGAGCAAGAUGCUUCCGCAUCAUCCACACGUUAUCACAACACUGGGAUUUGCCCUUCCCAGAGGAACAUCUCAACUCUAAACUCCUUCUGAGACGAAGUUCAGAAGCCCAAGGCAUGAACAGCUCCCCCGCUGACCCCCUGCUUAUUCACACAAACCCCAUUCCGACCGAUACCAGCCACCUAAACUCGAGCAUGUCUAACUCGCCGAGCGGCCAGCAUCCAAACCGCCGAGAAUCACUCUCCCUGUUUGGGCAACCUAACCGCCUCUCCCUCGCGACGCACUCGGCGCCCUCACGACCCAGCAGCGUGGUCUCAGGCGCGCGUCUGCAAUCGCCAGUGGUGAAUCACGCACCCAUGCAAAACUACAAUACCAACAUCCCUUUGACCUCAUACCCAUACUCGCAACCCAUGUCCACAACGCCGUCAACCAACGUCCCUGCAGCCUCUACGACGUCCCCCGUAAGCUCCUCGGCCGCCGAAGCCCUCUUCUGGGCCCCACUUCCCGGGAUGCCAGGCCCCAUCCUGCCGCGCCACAAUUACCAACAAAUCAGCACCAUGGGCCUCGAGUCAGUUUUACAAACAUCGGACAUGGGCGAGCGGUUGCACCGCGAUGGCUUCAAGAUCAAUGAGGACUGGCGGUCUAGUCAUGUGAAUGGGUUUAGUGGCGGGCCGCAAGCUAGCGUGUAUGGAGGUGAUGGUAGUGGUGAUGGUGGCGGUGCUGACAUGGGACCAGGACAUGGACAUGGCGGAUUCGUGCACCGUAGUAGCUAUACGCAGCCGAGUGAGAGUGUGGGUGGGUAUCAACAAGGCGGUCCGGCGGAUGGGAGCGAGUUCGUGUCGGGUUGGUGGCAGGGUGCUAGUUCGGGAAGUGGGGGUAUGAGCUGA
Messenger RNA from Plenodomus lingam JN3, 2673 nucleotides. Lineage: Eukaryota; Fungi; Ascomycota; Dothideomycetes; Pleosporales; Leptosphaeriaceae. The record is from RefSeq and is a predicted model, not a curated record.